Molecule: messenger RNA, 1351 nt
Organism: Cheilinus undulatus (humphead wrasse)
Lineage: Eukaryota; Metazoa; Chordata; Actinopteri; Labriformes; Labridae
Product: 60S ribosomal protein L3-like
Exons: 10
Coding region: 71-1297 (408 amino acids)
Biological process (GO): ribosomal large subunit assembly; translation
Cellular component (GO): cytosolic large ribosomal subunit; ribosome
Molecular function (GO): structural constituent of ribosome; RNA binding
Source: RefSeq, a predicted model, not a curated record
CUUAUGUCUGACCCUUACUGCAGCACUGCUCCCUCUCUCUUUCUUUCCCGUGACCGGACUGUGAACAGACAUGUCCCAUCGCAAAUUCCAUGCCCCCCGCCAUGGGCACAUGGGCUUCCUGCCCCACAAGCGAAGCAAGAAGCACAGGGGAAAGGUACGUACGUGGCCCAAAGACGACCCCACCCAACCCGUCCACCUCACUGCUUUCCUGGGAUACAAGGCCGGCAUGACCCACACGCUGAGGGAGGUUCAUCGUGUCGGCCUCAAGCAAUCAAAGCGAGAAGAGGUAGAGGGGGUUACCAUCAUUGACACUCCUCCGGUCAUUGUGGUCGGGGUCAUAGGAUAUGUCAAGACCGUCCGUGGCUUGCGAUCCCUUAAAACCAUCUUUGCAGAGCACCUCAGCGAUGAGUGCAAACGCAGAUUUUAUAAAAACUGGUACAAGAGCAAGAAGAAGGCUUUCUCUAAGUACAGUAAGAAGUGGCAGGAUGAGACAGGAAAGAAGCAGCUGGACAAGGAUUUUGCUAUGAUGAAGAAAUACUGCUCAGUAAUCAGGGUCAUUGUUCACUCUCAGAUGCGAUUGCUGGCCAUAAAGCAGAAGAAAUCCCACAUCAUGGAGGUGCAGCUGAAUGGAGGCAGCAUCUCAGACAAGGUGGACUGGGCAAAGGAGCAUCUGGAGAAAGCCGUCCAUGUUUCUGCUAUCUUCAGCCAGGAUGAGAUGAUUGACAUUAUUGGUGUCACAAAGGGACAUGGCUUUAAAGGUGUGACAAGCCGCUGGCACACAAAGAAGCUCCCAAGGAAGACUCACAAAGGCCUGAGAAAGGUGGCCUGCAUUGGCGCCUGGCAUCCGUCCCGUGUGGGAUAUACCAUAGCUCGUGCUGGUCAGAAAGGCUACAACCACCGUACUGAGAUCAACAAGAAGGUCUACCGUGUCGGUAAAGGUGUGCACAUCCAGGAUGGAAAGGUGAUCCGGAACAAUGCCGCCACUAACUACGACACCACCCAGAAGUCCAUCACACCCAUGGGAGGCUUCCCCCACUACGGUGAAGUGAAUAAUGACUUUGUGAUGGUUAAAGGCUGCGUGGUUGGAGCUAAGAAACGUGUUCUCACCCUCAGGAAGUCUUUGCUCGUGCACACAUCUCGCAAGGCAAAGGAAGCCAUUGAGCUCAAAUUCAUCGACACAACUUCCAAAUUUGGACACGGCCGCUUCCAGACUGCCCAGGAGAAAAGGGCAUUCAUGGGGCCACAGAAGAAGGACGCCCAGAAAACACUGUUGGAGCCCCUGGUUGAAGAAGCCUGAAGAGGAAAAUCCUCAUGUUUUUGGAUUUAAAGAUAAUAAAACUGGGUGCAUUUA